This is a messenger RNA of Anguilla rostrata (American eel), 5169 nucleotides long. Its product is annotated as integrin alpha-4-like. The record is from RefSeq and is a predicted model, not a curated record. NCBI's taxonomy places the organism in Eukaryota, Metazoa, Chordata, Actinopteri, Anguilliformes, Anguillidae. The transcript is spliced from 28 exons. Gene Ontology annotation, cellular component: external side of plasma membrane; integrin complex. Gene Ontology annotation, biological process: cell-matrix adhesion; cell-cell adhesion; integrin-mediated signaling pathway. Bases 202 to 3279 code for a protein of 1025 amino acids. Gene Ontology annotation, molecular function: integrin binding.
ACUGUGCAUCAUAGCGCAGCUGCAGCAAGAGCAACAGGAGGCAAACGGUUUGCUCUGCGAACCGGGGCAGUUUGAAAAGACUUUAAGACUUUUCAAGACUUUUUUUUUUUAAUCGCUGAUUUGUUUUAUUUAAAAAAGAACAAAAAAAAAAAAAAAAAACAGUUCCUCUCAGUAAUUUGAAGGGUUGUUUUUUUCUGGAACAUGGAACUGAACAAGCCGGAGAAAGUUCGUUGGCGCUUCGGCGUGCCCAAAGCAGUUUUCAUGUACUUUUGCAGUCUCGGUUGUCUCGCCGACUGUUACAAUUUGGAUGUAAACCAUUCAAUCCCACUGAAUGGUCCCAAAGGGUCUUUAUUUGGAUACUCAGUUUUACUUCACAAAUAUCGACAGCAGACGUGGUUGUUAGUGGGAGCCCCAGUUGCAAAUUCAAGCUUUGACCAUUCCAUCAGAAACCCUGGCGCAAUUUAUAAGUGCAAAAUCACAGAACGGACGGAAUGUGAGCCGAUGCAAAUAGGCAUGAGGAGUAACCACAGCUGUGGAAAAACAUGCUUUGCUGAGAUGGACAAUCAGUGGCUUGGUGUCAGUCUGUCCAGACAGCCUAGUGAUGGACUAAUGUUGGCUUGUGGACAUCGUUGGAAAAACGUUUUCUACUCCAGAAAGGACAAUCAACAUAAAUUACCCCAUGGCGUCUGCUAUAAAUUGGAAGCUGAUUUGAUCCAAUCAAGUCCACUGAUUCCCUGUUACAGAGAUCAUCAAAGGAAAUUUGGUGAAGCCUACGGCUCCUGCCAGGCUGGAAUGUCAAAUUUUCUGGCAGAGGGCUUGAUUGUUAUGGGAGCCCCAGGGACAUCCUACUGGACUGGAUCAGUUCUGGUGUACAACACAUCCAGCAACGUGCUGUCUGCCUAUGUGGAUGACAGUAGUGCCGUUGACUAUGGAAGCUACCUUGGGUACUCCGUUAGCGCGGGGCACUUCAGCCACCCGGAGAGCACAGAGGUGGUGGGAGGCGCCCCUCAGCAUGGGCAGACUGGUAAAGCAUACAUAUUCCAGGUGCAGUCCAACAUUCUGAAAAUCAUCUUUGAGGCCAAGGGUCAUAAGCUGGGCUCCUAUUUCGGGGCGGCAGUCUGUGCGGUGGACCUGAACGCAGACGGCCUUUCAGACCUCCUGGUGGGAGCUCCCAUGUACAGCACCAUGCGGGAAGAGGGGCGUGUGCACGUCUACAUCAACCAGGGAGCUGUUAAUAUGAAGGAAGAAGAGUUUGAGUUAGUAGGAAGCGACUCCUAUGCUGCUCGGUUCGGAGAAACCAUAACUAAUCUGGGAGACAUUGAUGAUGAUGGGUUUCCAGAUGUUGCCGUGGCAGCGCCUCAGGAGGAAGAUUUGCGGGGGGCUAUUUAUAUCUACAAUGGAAGGAAGAGCGGGAUCGCGCGGUCUUUCUCUCAACGUAUCACUGGGUCUGUGCUGGGUAAUGCCUUUAAGAUGUUUGGCCAGUCGGUGUCUGGAGGAAUCGAUGUCGAUGGCAAUGGUUACUCAGAUGUUGCAGUGGGAGCAUUGCUGUCUGACUCUGCCGUUAUACUGAGGACGCGGGCGGUGGUGAUGGUGGAGGCCUUCAUGCUCCUCCCUCCCAGUGUGAACCGCAGCGAGCCGUCCUGUUCUGCCUCGGUACAGCCCGGCGUCUGCAUCAACGCCAGCGUCUGCUUCAGAGUCCGCGGGAGGCGCAUCUCUGGGCACAUCGGGCUGCUGUACAACCUGACCGUGGACGUGCGGCGGAAGGAGGGCUUCCCGCCCCGCUUCUCCUUCAGCGGGAAUGGGACGUCCAACACCACGGCGGGGAGGGCCAAAGUCAAACAUGAGCAGCUCUCCUGCGUCACCCACCAGGUUUUCAUGAGGAAAGAUGUGCGAGAUAUCUUCACCCCAAUUUACUUUGAGGUGAGGUAUGAGCUGGGAGACCAUAACGUCAUUCGGUCCGCGUCCAAGAGCUUCCCUGCGCUGAAGCCUGUGCUGCAGCAGCGAGAGGGACUGACCAACACAGUGCUCAACAAGACUGAGUUCGCUCGACACUGUGCCUGGCCUAACUGUUCAUCCAAUCUGCAGCUGUCUGCGAGACUGGUUUUACCACAGAGCCACAGAAACAUGUCCUACUUUGCGCUGGGAAAUGGGAAGACCAUCAUGCUGAUGGUGACGCUGGUCAAUGCGGGGGACGAUGCCUUCCUGCCAGUGAUACACCUGCGGUUUCCGAGCAACAUCUACUUCAUUAAAGUGCUGAAUGCAGAGGAACGGCGCGUGACCUGUAAACCUGCUGAAGAGGAGAACGUUCCGGUCGGAAUGGACUGCAGUGUGGGAAGUCUGUACAUGAGUAGUCUGGACAAACUCAAAUUCAGCUUCCUCCUGGAUGUAAACCACAGCAGUAACGCGGGAGACCUUAACGUGACGGUCAGCACUCACUGCGACAACUAUGAAAAGGAAGACUUUCUCCAUGACAACUAUGCCCAGCUAACAUUACCACUGAGACAUGGGAUUGGACUAAAUGUUCAUGGUUUUGUUUCUCCAACGGCGUUUGUUUUUGGAGAUAUGGACGAUUCUGGUUGCUAUACUGAAAGAUUCAAUUACACAUUCAGGGUUUUAAAUGCUGGUCCAAGCAGAGCCCUGGAUGCAAAAGUUCAAAUCGAUAUUCCGAAGUCGUUGGUGCCAUAUCCAUACCGGUUACUCAACAUUGUGGAAAUACAGUCCUCUCUUGGGUGGUGCUAUGCUCCCAACUCCUCCAGAGAUCCCAGCGAUGUUUGCUCUGUCCCAAAGCCACGUUUCAUCGAAGAUCUGGUCUUCUUCUUCUCAAAGACCCUGACUCGGCGUAUGUACUGUAUGAAGAACGAUGGUCAAUGUCUGAAUGUGAUUUGUAAGCUGGGAGACCUAGACAUUGGGAAAGAAGCCACCAUUCAGAUGGAGGUGGAGCUGAACCCAGCUGUACUCCAGAUCUCCCCGGGAAGGCAAGGGAUUAUGGUGAUUGAGACCAGUGCCGUGGCAAUGCCCAGGGAAGAUCCUUAUAACUUGUACAUCCAGGAGAACCCCUUGACUACGGUUGAUUUGGAAGGUCAUUUUAACCAGAAGCCCACCAAACCAGUUGAAGUGUUUGUGACUGCAGUGAGUUUAGCUCUUGGGCUGCUCAUCCUGGCCCUGGUCAUCUAUUGCCUCUGGAUGGUUGGCUUCUUUAAGAGAGGGUAUAAGAUGAAUGAGGAGGAGAUUCACAGAGACAGCUGGGACUAUGUGCCAAAGAAUGAGAGUAUUUCCUAAUGGAGACACCAAAAACCCAUCCACCCCCAACCCCAUCCCCACAUUGGAGAGAGCGACUAACAUCACUCUCGCUGCCUCAAUGGAAAUUCAAGGGACUACAUCUUGGCCUGCUAUAGCUUGACAAGCAGCCCACAGUCAAUAAAUCUGACACCACAAGAUAUUUAUGAGAGCAUUGGAUUUUCUAAUAUAUCUAUGACUGCAAAGCAAGGAGAGCAAGGACUGUGUGACUGUAUGCCACUCUGAUGAGUUGAACUGGUUCUCCGUCAGCAGGACUAGAUGCACUUUACCACUUGAAUCAGAUGUUCUUUGGAGAGACUUGAUGUUUUACAUCACAAGGUGAAUUUUAGUAAUAGAAAUAGACCAAGAAGUGGUGAAGAAUGGUCUUGUGCAUUCUGUAUCUUGGAAACAUUUCAUAUGUAAAUGUGAUAUUUGAUUGUGUCUGCUGUAAAAUAAUGCACUGCUGAUUCCCUGAUCACAAAUCUGAAUUCACUUGUGUAUACAUGUCUAUAAAAACAUUUGUGAAUAUAUUUAUGUACAGCAUAUAUAUGUGUAUUUAUAGGCAUCUAUAUAGAAGUGUAUUUUAUGUACAGGUCCUCACCUUUACGUUGGUUUCUGUUGUUGUUUUAAUGUACAGGUCCUCACCUUUACGUUGGUUUCUGUUGUUGUUUUAAUGCCUUUUGUGUUGAAAGUAGUUUUGGUUCUGUGCCUUGAGUAAACCCAAGAGGGUUCAGAUUUGCUCUGAAAACCACAUUCAGAGAGAAAAACUCAUUAGGUUUCCUGUUUGAGUGAAAUCAUUGUUUCCUGUUGAUCUGAGGGGGAUUUUUUUCAGCCAUGCGCUCAUGCAGCGCUCUGUCGUGGCUGGUUUACCACUGGUUCCGCACCUCUCAGAGAGGAGCUAAGGGGUCAGGCCACUGGUUCCGCACCUCUCAGUGAGGAGCAAAGGGGUCAGGCCGCUGGCUCCGCACCUCUUAUAGAGGAGCAAAGCGGCCAAGGCGGGCGGUGAUGUCAGAGGCGGAGUGACUGCCGUUGCUAAGCGAUGGUGGGCAGCGCCUGAGAGUAGCAGCGUGUGGCCGAUUUCACACGCCAGUCAGCCACGUUUCAGCCCCAGCACACGUCAGAGCGUGACGCAAGGCUCCCGUUGACAAGGCAACAGCAGAACAGUCAAGACAAAAAGCUGCAUUUACACAGCCAGUGAACUUUCUUUAAAUACAUUGCAGAGAAACUUUUUUGUAAAUCACACCAUGCACUGGAUGUAUGAGCCAUUUGGUCUCUGGAGAUGACUUCCAAACCUGCAGGUAGCCCCACCCAGAGGGCGGGUCCAAGGCUGAAUUAUUUAUCUGAGAGCCAAUAACUGUCUUUCAAGCAGACACUGGCAUCCCUGCAAGUGAUAAUGUGCAGCAAUUUUGAGGUUUUGACACCUGAUGAAGAUUCUUUUGACUUUUAAAAAUAAAAAAGCACACUCUACAUUUGUUCUGCAAAUUCUUUUAUUUUUGUAAGUGUGAUUGUACUGGGAAAGUUAUGUCUGAAAAAUAAAUGUGUGAAAAAAUAUUUCAGUGCUGACAUCUCAGUGAAAAGUUUCUUACUUCUAUAGGAAUGCAGAUAAUUGAAUAUAGUUUAUAUUUUCCUAGAAGCUGAAUCUUGAGUAUGAAAUUAUUUUGUAAUGUGUCAUCGUUCUGUAUUAAGACACAUAGUGCUAUUCAUGUAAAUAAAUAAAAUUGUGGUGUUGUGUUUAAAGAUAAAUAAUGUUGGUAAGGUGUGGGAUAGAAUGCUAUUUAAACAAAGCUGUGCUUAAAUGGAGGAUGUUUGGCCUCUGUUCUAGGUGCAGGGGAUAAGAUGUGAAAAAGUCUGUCAUCAACAGUGCCUUUAAAUAAAGAACGUCAUCAGGACAAA